This is a messenger RNA of Aspergillus nomiae NRRL 13137, 1267 nucleotides long. RefSeq names its product U2-type spliceosomal complex subunit CWC25 (gene cwc25). The record is from RefSeq and is a predicted model, not a curated record. The transcript has 3 exons. Bases 41 to 1267 code for a protein of 408 amino acids. Gene Ontology annotation, cellular component: U2-type spliceosomal complex. Gene Ontology annotation, biological process: mRNA splicing, via spliceosome. Lineage: Eukaryota; Fungi; Ascomycota; Eurotiomycetes; Eurotiales; Aspergillaceae.
UCAUUCCUCAAACCGCAGCUCGCCUGCAACACAAGUCAAAAUGGGUGGCGAUCUCAAUCUCAAGAAAUCAUGGCACCCCUCGCUCCUGCGCAACCAAGAGCGCGUAUGGUCAGAGGAAAAACGCGCCCUCGAAGAACGCAAGAAAGUCGAGCAACUCCGCCGUGAGCGCGAUGAGGAGCGCCAGAUCCAGGAACUCCAGCGACUGCAAGAAGACUCGGGAAAGCCGCGGCAGCAUAAUCGGGUCGACUGGAUGUACCAGGCGCGUCGAAGGCGCAUUGAUGGGAUUCUGUUGAAGAAUGAUGAUAGCAAGAAAUUGGAGAAGGGGGCGGAUUUGAUGGGCGCGCCUGCUGCUGCGCAGCCGGUUGUUGGGACGGGGAAUCCGAGGGAUAUGAUGACAAAGGUUAUGGCGGAUCCGUUGAUGGAGAUUCGGAAGCGGGAGCAGGCGGCGUAUGAGAAUGCGGUUAAGGAGGCGGCUGCGAGAGGGAAAGUAAUUGCUAGGGGCGAGAAGGAGAAGGAGAGGGAGAGAGAUCGUGGACAUAGGAGGAGUAGGAGGUAUAGCGACGAGGAAGGAGAUUCUCGGCGUCAUCGUCAUCGCUCGCAUCGGCAUCGGUCUAGGUCUCCUGCUUCACCCGAGCGGUCGUCACAUCGGAGACACAGAGACGAAAGAGAUGAUCGAGACCGCAGGGAUCGGGACCGUGAGCGUAGGAGUGACCGUGAUCGCAAAGAUAGGGAUGAUAGGAAUCAUCGCUCGAGCAGACGCGGAGAACGUGAUGAGAGGCAUGAUCGGUCUUCUCGCAGAGAUUCGCUACAUGACAGAUCUCCUUCUCCUCGGGCCGAUCAUCGUCAUUCCGAUAGGCGUCGCACAGAUGACAGGAACGGCGACUAUUCCAGAGACCAUGAUCGUCGCGAUAGGCCCUAUCGCCACUACGACAGAGACAGGAGAGACAACAGAGGCCCCAGAGACUCGUACCCCCGCGACCGUCCCAAUGGCGCCGGGGCUGGAGACACGAACAAAACAAAAGAACUUGAAGAAGAGCGCAAGCGCAAGCUGGCAGAGAUGCUGUCCAAUGCAGAUGAAAUGGAAGACACUCGUCGCCAACGGAUUGCCGAUGUUACAGCUAUGGAAGAGAAGCAACGUGAGGAAGACGAGAAGCAGCGCUCGGAAAAGGGUCGGUUUGUCGCAGGUCUCCAUCGUCAGCUCCAGGAAGAUAAUCUGGAUGACCGAAUCAAGCGUAGUCGUGGUGGGCUUUCUCGGAUGGAGGAUUGA